GCUCCCGGCAGGUCUCAGCUCGGCAGCACAAGGUUCUCCUCGCUCCUCAGCCUCAAUGAAGCAAUGCUUCGGCUCCGGCUCUUAACGUGGGACGUGAAGGACACGUUGCUCCGGCUCCGGCACCCAGUAGGAGAGAAUUACUCUGCUGCGGCCCGAGUUCACGAAGUUCAUGUACAGCCUGAGGCUCUCAAUAAGUCUUUCCAUCAGGCAUACAAAGCCCAGAGCAAGCACUUCCCCAACUAUGGCCUGAGCCAGGGGCUAAGCUCCAAGCAGUGGUGGGCUGAUGUUGUCAAACAGACUUUCAGACUCGCUGGUGUCCAUGAAGACAGGCUCCUCGCCACCAUUGCAGAAAGUCUCUAUCAGGAGUUCUGCAGUGCACAGAACUGGGAGUUGUUACCAGGUGCCAGGGAGACUCUGAGGCAGUGCCACCAGCUGGGCAUCCGUAUGGCCGUAAUCUCCAACUUCGACAAGAGGCUCGAGAAGAUUCUGUCUCACUGCAACCUCAGGCACCAUUUUGAAUUUGUCUUGACCUCGGAGGAGGCUGGCUUUGCCAAGCCAGACCAGCGGAUCUUUCAGAAGGCGCUGCACAUUUCUGGGGUAGCCCCACAUCAGGCAGCUCACGUGGGGGACAAUUAUGUGAAGGAUUAUAGGGCAGCCAGAGAUGUGGGCAUGCACAGCUUCCUGCUCACGAGGGCUGGGCGUGCAAACAAUUGGGAGCUACAGGUACCAAAGCAGCACGUCCUGCCUUCACUUACCCACUUGCUGUCUGUUAUCGAGAAGGGUUAACGGUGAAUCCCUCGCCUCUCCGCAGAGAUCACCAGGGACAAAACAGAUUCCUUACACCUCGUCGCUAAAAAGAGGGACCAGUUGUGCUGGGGGGGGGAGGAGGGGAAGGGAGAGGAUUUGGUUCUCCACCAGGUGAAUCAGGUUCUAAAGAGUAUCUGCACGUCCUGCUAUAGAGAGGGGGGGAAAGCAAACCCCGCUGAACUCAGUGAGAAGUACUUGCUAGCACCAUCCACAACAGCACAUUAGUCA
This is a messenger RNA of Emys orbicularis (European pond turtle), 1035 nucleotides long. RefSeq names its product haloacid dehalogenase like hydrolase domain containing 3 (gene HDHD3). The record is from RefSeq and is a predicted model, not a curated record. The transcript has 2 exons. Lineage: Eukaryota; Metazoa; Chordata; Testudines; Emydidae. Gene Ontology annotation, cellular component: nucleus. The coding region runs from base 64 to 786 and encodes 240 amino acids.